ACUGCAGCGUGACGUUGGCGUCAAAUGACUUGAGGUGGAAACAAGGCGAAGGAGAAGCGGAGCGGAGCGGAGUGAAGUGAGCGGGAGGGCGGACGGACGGACAGCGAGUGAUCAGGGCGACGAGCACAGGGGGGAGACACACCGAGAGGCAGCGGGAAGCCGAGCGAGGUGCGGACUAUAAAAUUUCAAAAUGAAUGGUUGCCGUGUUUUCAUUGGUCGCCUGAGCCCUCAGGUGAGGGAACGUGAUGUGGAAAAGUUCUUCAAAGGCUAUGGACGUAUUCGUGAAAUUGACCUGAAGAGAGGGUUUGGGUUUGUGGAAUUUGAUGAUGCUCGGGAUGCUGAUGAUGCAGUUUAUGAGCUCAAUGGGAAGGAACUGUUCCGGGAGCGGAUCACUGUGGAACUUGCAAAGGCACCACCCCGGAGAGGAGGGGGCAGAUUUGGUGGAAGGUUUAAUUACUAUCGCCCCAGAAGUGAACGAAGCAGUGGACUAAGAUAUGGGCCUCCAGUUCGCACUGACUAUCGCCUGAUUGUGAAGAAUCUCUCUUCCCGUGUUAGUUGGCAGGAUCUGAAGGACAUCAUGCGACAGGCUGGUGAAGUGACCUUCACUGAUGCUCAUAGAGUCCACAAUAAUGAAGGCAUUGUGGAGUUCGCUUCUUACAGUGAUCUGAAAAAUGCAAUUGAUAAACUGGAUGGAAAAGAGAUCAGUGGGCGAAGGGUCCAACUGAUUGAGGAACCACGACGCCACAGAUCUUGGACUAGAUCCCGUUCCAGAAGCUCUUCGAGAUCCCGCAGCUACAAGGGUUCCAGAAGUGCUUCAAGAUCUGUAAGCCGUUCACCAAGCCGCAGCAGGUCUCGCUCUCGUAGCAGAUCACCUGCCCGUGAUACCAAGCGGCAGAGGAAUGAAUCCCGCUCCCCAAGCCGCUCACCAGAGGUCAAGCGCCGCAGGAAGCCAACCCAGUCGAGAUCACGAUCAAAUUCUCCUGGUAAAUCGGCUCGUUCCUGGUCUGGCUCUCGGGAGCAAUCCCCUGUCAACAGUGCAGAGUAAACACCGUGUUGUGGAAUUGUUUUUAUAAUUUGCUAAAAGAUUUUCUAUGAAAUGUUGGCCUCAUCAUUUUUUUUUCCUGUCUGUUGCUGGGUUUGGGGUUUAAGUACUUCAAUUUUAUUUCAUGCAAACGCUUUGAACCUUAUGAUCCUAUUCAAUACAGACAUCUGGUUUAAAGUCAUGUGUUUCUUAGAAUAAUUUGAGAAGAAUUGAUUAUCAUUUGACUAGUAUUGUUGAAACAUUGCUGUACCAUACUGGUAGGCCCAUUAGACUAGUCUGAGGGCUUCAGUCAAACAACAUUUAACAAUGUUCUGACAUUGAUAGUUGAGCAGCUGACAAGUCGGUGUCUGGACAAUUUAUGGUGUUUCCUAGCACUUGCAUGAACAUGGAGUUUUGAAUUUAAAAAAUAGAGGAUGUGACGGAUGAAUUUGAGUACCCCUGUUAUAGAACAUAAAAUUGAGGUUUGUAGUUUGGUGCCCCAACUAAUUGGCCAGUCUGGAAUGUUCGGUUCAAAGGGAAUGGGCCGGUUUAAAAAGUGCUUCCAUUCAUUGCAACAACUGCUGAAGACCAAAAGCAUUUUAACUCCCAAACUGCGUGCAUCUUAACCCAGAUCAAGAUGCUGUUUUCCCCACUCGAGACAAUAUUUUGCUUUAUACAAAAUGGCCGAAACUUGCCCUUCAAGGGGCUGGUGGAAGUUAAAAUAGUCAAAUGUUUAUUAGGAAACCUUUCAAGUUGGGUCAUUACCUUUUUUUUUAUUUUGAAUUGCUACUGGUUCCAAGACAAUUUUUUUUGUUAAACCUUUUUUUUUCCUCUCCUAGUUAUAAAGCAGUGAUUUAGUACUGUUGGGUUUCAGUAGCACAUUCACAUCCUGCCUUUAGAGAACUCUGCCCUGCUUGCACUUGUAAUUUGCUUUUAACUUGAAGCCUUGAUGUGUGGCUGCAGAGUAGAUUAGGUUUCUCACCUGCUGAGUGGAAGGAAUCUGAAGAGCACCAAGACCUGAUCAUGUGGGGGAGGGCAGGUGCUGGAGGAAAGCAGGGAAAAAUGUAUAUAUAGUUUUUGGUUCACAUGUUAAUAAUUCAUGCUUUAUUUGGUUCCUUUCACAUUGUUUUAAAGUAUAUAUAAAGUUAUAUUUAACUUGACCCAUCCUCUAACUGGUUGUUAGAGAACCAACCUGGAAUGUUGCUCUGCAUUGGAACUGAAUUUGAAGGAACAAUGUACACCAAUUUAGAUGUUUGUACUUAACAAUUUUAUACAAAAACUAUAAAUCUCAAUGUUCCAUGUACCUUUACUGUAAUCUGCUAGUUUAUAGUCUAUUGUGUACUACAUACAGGCUGUGUAUCGCUAUCAUUCCUUGCAGCAAGAAAUGGUACUGCAUUAAAAAAACUAGUUAUCAGUGA
Molecule: messenger RNA, 2439 nt
Organism: Pristis pectinata (smalltooth sawfish)
Lineage: Eukaryota; Metazoa; Chordata; Chondrichthyes; Rhinopristiformes; Pristidae
Product: serine/arginine-rich splicing factor 5-like
Exons: 8
Coding region: 191-1045 (284 amino acids)
Cellular component (GO): cytoplasm; ribonucleoprotein complex; nucleus
Molecular function (GO): mRNA binding
Source: RefSeq, a predicted model, not a curated record